Molecule: messenger RNA, 1398 nt
Organism: Penicillium antarcticum
Lineage: Eukaryota; Fungi; Ascomycota; Eurotiomycetes; Eurotiales; Aspergillaceae
Exons: 2
Coding region: 1-1398 (465 amino acids)
Biological process (GO): transmembrane transport
Molecular function (GO): transmembrane transporter activity
Source: RefSeq, a predicted model, not a curated record
AUGUCCACCGAGCCAGUGCCCGCGGGUCAGAUCGAGCAUGAGUUCACCCAGACACGCCGUUCGCGCUGGUCCUUUUUCAGGUCUAUCCCGUUCCAGAUCGCAGUCGCGAGUGGUGUCUCAUUCACCGCGCCUGGUAUGUGGGAUGCGCUGAACAAUGUUGGUGCCGGUGGUGCUGCUGAGCCGUAUGCCGUGUCCGCAGCGAAUGCACUUGUCUACGGUCUUUUCGCGGUUGUCUGUGUUGCUGCUGGUGCGAUUAACAAUCGCAUUGGUCUUCGCUAUGGUCUUGUUAUUGGUGCUAUUGGAUACCCUAUCUACGGUGCUGGUCUCUAUACCAACAACUACCACCCUACCACUUGGUUCAUGCUCUUUGGUAGUGCGCUUUGUGGUAUUUCUGCUGGAUUCUUCUGGGCUGCUGAAGCUGCCAUUAUCAUUGGAUAUCCCAGUCCUAGCGAGCGCGCUUUCUACCUCGCUAUCUGGCAAACCGCCAAAGCAGCCGGCCCAAUCGUCGGCGGCGCCAUCAGUCUAGGCCUCAACGCCAAGACCGAUGGCAAAGGCAUAGUCAGCGCCUCGACCUACAUCGUCUUCAUCGUGAUCAUGUGCCUGGGCCUACCAAUCGCCCUCCUCCUAAGCCCAGCCGAGAAAGUUCAACGCAAAGACCGCUCCGCAGUUCUAGUGCACAAGCAAGAAACCUGGGCCAAGGAGUUCAAAGCAGCCGUCAAGCUUAUCGCAACCCGCCGUGUUCUCCUCCUUCUACCUUCCUUCUUUAUCAGCUACUUCUACAACGGCUUCCUCUCAACCUGGCUGACAGACUACUUCACCGUGCGGUCCCGCGCUUUCUCCUCCUUCUUCACCAACUUUGCCGGAAUCGCCUCCUCUUUCAUCCUUGCUGGCCUCCUAGACCGCCAAUCUAUCUUCAUCAAGACCCGUGCGAAGAUCGCUUUCGCUUCUAUCGUGGUCAUCUUGACUGGAACCUGGAUCUGGGCUACUAUCCUCCAGAAGCAAUUCUACGAUAUGCCCGAACCACCCCUGUUCGACUGGUUCACCGGUGGUUUCGGUAAAUCCUACGCCCUGGUCUUCUUCUGGACAUUCGGUGGUCAGGCCUUCCAGCAAUUCCUCUACUGGCUCAUCGGCCAGUACAGCACAGAUCUGUCCUCGCUCUCUUACCACUGCGGUAUCCUGCGUGGAUUUGAGGCACUCGGUCAGACCGUUGCGUGGGCUAUGCAGUCACAGGGUAAUGCCAACCACUUUGUCAGCAUUGGGCUUAACUUUGGUAUUACCCUGUUGGCAUUUGUUCCAACAUGGAUUGUCCUUAAUGAGUUGGAACAUAGUCAUGAGGUGCAGGUUCCUGUUGAGGAGCAGACUGAGACCACGAAGACGGCUGAUGAUUCUUCGGCUUGA